CAACCAUAUGAGCGUCCUAGCCUUCACUUCUGAAGAGACAAAUUUACAAUUUUCGCUAUCUUCCGGAAGGGAAUUCCAUCCUCGAUACGGAUUUUCAUGCAGCGAGUUCAAGGCGAUGAUGUGACGUCACACUUCUCGCUACAUGCGGGAUUUCCUGAGCGAGACUUCACGAAGAUGGCGGCCACGAGUGGGAGUCGUGUACUUGUCUACGGAGGAAAGGGGGCCCUGGGCACAGUUAUCGUCAACUAUUUCAAAUCAAAAGGAUGGUGGGUGUGCUCUAUGGACCUUGUCCCCAAUGAGGAAGCCCAGGUGAAUCUCGUUGUUGACCCCGCCCAGUCCUGGACUGAACAGGAGGUUUCCAUCAUGGGCAAGGUGGAAGAGACGCUGUCCGGGGAGAAACUGGAUGCAAUCCUGUGUGUGGCUGGUGGGUGGGCAGGUGGAAAUGCCGCCUCCAAAGCGCUGGUAAAAAACGCCGACCUUAUGUGCAAACAGAGUGUCUGGACCUCUGUGAUAUCGGCUGGACUGGCCGCCAGAUAUCUCAAGGAGGGGGGCUUGUUGCAGCUGACUGGGGCUAAGGCCGCCCUAGAUGGGGGGACACCAGGAAUGAUUGCGUACGGGAUGGCCAAGGCCACCGUACACCACCUUGUUCGUAGUCUUGGAAUGCCCGGGAGCGGGAUACCAGCCAACGCCACAGCUUUAGCCAUUUGCCCUGUUACCUUGGACACGCCCAUGAAUCGCAAGAAUAUGCCCAGUGCUGAUUUUUCGGCUUGGACACCACUGGAAUUUGUCGCCUCGCUGCUGUUUGACUGGGCGGUGGGGAGCCAGCCGAGACCCACCAGUGGCAGCCUGGUACAGCUCAUCACCAAAGAAGGCAAGACGGAACUGGUUACCGUCUAAAAAUUGAACCGGAUUUACGACUCGUCCGACGUGGGCUGGCAGCAACACCUGCUGAGAGAUGGGAACCGAGGUGCAUCAUGGGAAUUUUGUAUCAUUAUUUUACUCAUCAUUGUUCUGUAUUUGUUAUUUGUUGAUUCUGAAAUAACUCAAGCAAGCAGCCUUGACGCUUGAUCAUGCAAAUGAUUUUUCUGGCAUAUUGAAGAAUACGUUUAGUGUCCCUGUGAGGUGUUUACAGUUCUGCGCACUCCAAACACUUCACGGUAAAGAAAUCUAUGCAUGAACUGCACAAGACAGGACAUAAUUUUUGUCAGAGUUUCGUGAAAUUCUUGUGUGCGGCAUGUAAAAGGCAGUGGUGUUUGUUUCGCAUGGUUAUUAAAGACCAGAAAGAAUGUUUUACUAUGACCGGCAGGUUGUGCGAGAUUCUUACAAAGAACAUAAGUACAUUGUACAUGUAUUCACAUUUGUAAGGUGCUUGUUUUCAAUUGUUCCUUUUUUUUUCCUCUCCAGUUUUUGAGAAGUGUGGCUUUGUCGCAGAGAGUUAUGUUGCGUGGUCAGGCGUAAUAGUUCCAUGGACAGAUUGAAACAAAAAUCUGAGGACCCAAAACACUGUGGGGACAAUAUUGUGUCUCCAUGACUUGGUCUUGACUUUCCUAACCACAGAAAUGGUCACUUUAACACAUCAAUGACCAUGGCGCUAUUUCACGUCAAUAUACAGAUGUUUGCUACCGUAAGGGUUGAUUGUAAUACUUUUGGUUAAUGCAUCCCGCCCAGUAAUGUUAAUAAUAAGUGGAACAGUGGCUCAUCUUUGACCGUAUCAUUAAGGACAGCAUAUCCGGCUCGUAAAUUGAUGUUCCUGUUUAUUAGCGAGAUCGUGUGGACGGUACCAAGUGAUGGGUGGUACCAUCGUGUCAGCCAGCAUAUAUAUGCUGGCGGUUAACUUUCAGUGUAAAAUCUAACUGAUGCCCAUUACAUCCGGCCAGCAUUCGUUCCGUGCACAAGCACGCAAGCACAGUUAAUGGAUUCCUGGUGUUUUCAGUGUCAGUCUGCCUUCUCUCAUUUUUAAUUCAGUCUUGCCUUUUCUCGUGUUUAAAUCUUUGUUUUUGGGGGGGUUUCCUGUAAACCUUGUUGGUAAGGGGUGUGAAGUGGUAUCCAUGCAAGAGUUCUAUCAUAAAAAGCCUACUGAAUAUCAGGCAUGGAUAUUGAAAACAUUUAAAAUGAUUGUGGGUUUGUUUUUUUUUCUUUUUUUUUCUUUUCUUGCUUUAAAUAGUUGUAAUAGUUGAGUGAUACCUUCACAUUUUUGGUUGUUGGCUUACGAGAUUUGUCCUUAAAAUGUCUUCGUCGGAUGGAGAAGUACGAUAACUUGGAGACAAAAGCUGUGAAUUCCCCCCCCCAAAUGGUGAAUUCAGCCAAUGUAUUUUUACUUCUACAAGUUCAAAGCCAAGGCUGGGGUGCACACCAUAGAACGAGUUAGCAUUGUAAGCUGGCCCUGGGACGGCUGUGUCCAACUCUGGAAUGAAUAAUGCAAAACUGUAUUCAACGUAAGCUUUCCUGCUAUUUUUGUCUCAGGCAGCAGAGGUCGUUGAACAGCAAUGAAAAAAAUUUAAGAUACAUCAGAUUGAAGCAAUAUCUACAUUUUUUUUUCCAGGUAUGUUUUUCGACAUCAUAAACAGUGAACAAAUAAAUGCUGAUGAUCUAUUGUGAUCGUAUCCUA
This is a messenger RNA of Acanthaster planci (crown-of-thorns starfish), 2608 nucleotides long. RefSeq names its product dihydropteridine reductase-like. The record is from RefSeq and is a predicted model, not a curated record. Gene Ontology annotation, biological process: tetrahydrobiopterin biosynthetic process; L-phenylalanine catabolic process. Gene Ontology annotation, molecular function: NADPH binding; NADH binding; 6,7-dihydropteridine reductase activity. NCBI's taxonomy places the organism in Eukaryota, Metazoa, Echinodermata, Asteroidea, Valvatida, Acanthasteridae. Gene Ontology annotation, cellular component: cytoplasm.